AUGUGUGGGCUGCUGUUUAUACCUGCCCUGCUGGGCGAAACGUUCUGGUCGGCUGCGAUUUUGUCAGCUUUGGGUGCAACCCUUGGCGUGAUCGUCGAGCUUGAUCACACGACUUCUGUAAUUAUCUCCGCUUGCAUUGCGUUGCUCUACACCCUCUUCGGUGGCCUAUAUUCUGUGGCCUACACUGAUGUGGUUCAACUUUUCUGCAUUUUUGCGGGCCUGUGGAUCUCUCUGCCAUUUGCUCUGCUGAACAAAGCAACCGUACCGAUUUCGCAAACAUGGGAUCGGUGGAAAGGCAGUGUGGAGGCGGUGGACGCUGGUAUCUAUGUGGACAACUUGCUCAUGCUGACGUUUGGUGGAAUUCCGUGGCAAGUUUAUUUUCAGCGGGUGCUAUCCUGCAGAACAGCGAAACAAGCUCAAAUUCUCAGUUUCGUCGCGGCAAUCGGUUGCCUUAUAAUGGCUCUACCAUCCGUGCUUAUUGGUGCCGUGGGAGCUAGCACAGAUUGGAACAUGACAGGCUACGGGAGAGCAGAAAACUUUACCAUUCCAGACGGAGAGGCAAAGCUCGUGCUGCCACUCGUACUGCGUUACCUAUGUCCAGUGUGGGUAUCAUUUGUAGGAUUGGGCGCUGUCUCCGCCGCCGUCAUGUCCUCGUCCGACUCCUCCGUCUUGUCGGCCGCAUCCAUGUUUGCUCGAAAUGUUGUGAAACCGGUCUUCUGGCAGUCUGCCACCGAACGUCAAAUCAUUUGGGUCAUGCGCGUCAGUAUAUUUGGCGUUGGCGCUUUGUCCUGCUUGUUGGCUAUAUGCAUCCAAUCGAUCUACGGCUUGUGGUAUCUCUGCUCGGAUCUCAUUUAUGUUAUCUUGUUCCCCCAACUCAUUUGUGUGCUCUACGUCCGCUUCUCAAAUACCUACGGAUCUCUGGUCGGCUACAUCCUCGGGCUCUUCGUCAGACUGACUUCCGGUGAGGCACUGCUAGGCCUUCCAGCUUUGUUCAAAUAUCCCUACUUUUACGACGAUCCGCGCGAUUUCUACCAACGAUUUCCGUGCAAGACUUUCGCCAUGCUGUGCACACUCGUGGUCACAAUCCUGGUCUCCUACUUUACAGAUUUGUAUUUCCGAAAGGAUUCCAAACGUUUAAAGUACGAUUUCUUUCACUGCUACAAACAACGCGCCUCAGCCAGCGGAUCGAUCCACAUUGGAAACCGGUUUAACCGCCCAUCCAUUCGAACUGCGAAACUUCCGAUACAGGUGCCUGAGGUUGACUCAGAAAACGGGGAUGUCGAUGAUAACAGCGAUAAGAAUUCUAACAUUCUGGCUAACAAUAAACCGUCGGUCUAA
Molecule: messenger RNA, 1338 nt
Organism: Opisthorchis viverrini
Lineage: Eukaryota; Metazoa; Platyhelminthes; Trematoda; Opisthorchiida; Opisthorchiidae
Exons: 5
Coding region: 1-1338 (445 amino acids)
Biological process (GO): transmembrane transport; choline transport; acetylcholine biosynthetic process
Cellular component (GO): plasma membrane
Molecular function (GO): choline:sodium symporter activity
Source: RefSeq, a predicted model, not a curated record